Molecule: messenger RNA, 1127 nt
Organism: Anopheles funestus (African malaria mosquito)
Lineage: Eukaryota; Metazoa; Arthropoda; Insecta; Diptera; Culicidae
Exons: 2
Molecular function (GO): nucleic acid binding
Source: RefSeq, a predicted model, not a curated record
CAGUAUACAAAUGGCUCUGUGAAAACAAUUUUGCGGAUAUUUUAAAUGACCCUUCAAGAGUUUUUAAUGGAGAUGAAACAUCUUUCUAUAUGCAUCCAAAAACGAAAGAAGUGCUUGCACAAAAGGGAUUUCGAAAUGUGUACGAAAUUGAAAAAGCGCCAGCGAAACAAAAUAUAACGGUAAUGAUUUCAUUUAGUGCGAAUGGCUUUAUGGUGCAUCCACAUGUGAUACUACCAGGACAAAGAAUACGAAAAGAAAUUAUUCAAGGAUUUCCUUCUGAAUGGGGUAUAGGGCAAAGUGAACGUGGCUGGAUGGACACGAAUAACUUUAGAGAUUAUAUAGAAAAAGUAUUUCAUCCCUGUCUCGUUAGAGAAGGUACAACAUUUCCUAUAUUAUUCGUCGAUGGCCAUGUAUCCCAUAAGUCUAUAGAAGUUGCAGAUGUUUGCCAAUCACUUGGAAUUAUGUUGAUUGCACUAUAUCCAAAUUCAACUCAUAUACUACAGCCAGCGGAUGUUGCAGUGUUUAAACCACCUUAAGAUGCUUGGAGAAUUUCAUUGGAAAAAUGGCGCUUUGAACAUCCUACUGAAAAUUUUACACUCAAUUCUUUUGGUCAAAUGUUGGAAACUGCUAUGAAAAAUGGAAUUAAAGCAAACAGUAUCGAAAGUGGGUUCCAAUGCGACGUCGUAUUCAUGAGGGAGGAAUCUGUAAAUGAAACUAUAAGUAAUACUCAAAAUAGUGAAAAUUUGCUACUUUCACAAGUUUUUGAUUUGCCAUCUACUCCUCACCGAAGCGUGAAACAUCGCAAUUUCAAAUUGCGUUAUUAUCCUGUGUUAACUGCAGGUGAAAGAUUACACGAGAUGAACAUGAAAGAAGAGGAAAAAGUUCGGCAGCAGGAGGAACGAAAAUUUAAAGCUGUGCAAUGCCAAAAAGCCAAAGAGCUACGAGAAGCUGAACAAAUAGCGAAAAAAGAAGCUCGAUUGAAGAGAAAAAACGAAAAAGAUUGAAAGAAACAGAGCAAUAAGCGCAAGAAAUUAUUAUAGGUAGCUAAUAGAAACAAGGUUAUUUAUGCUCCUUAAUGCCAUAAUUUUUUUAUUUGUUUGGUUAAAAAUAUAAUUCCUAAUCGUGCA